Messenger RNA from Adineta steineri, 480 nucleotides. NCBI's taxonomy places the organism in Eukaryota, Metazoa, Rotifera, Eurotatoria, Adinetida, Adinetidae. The record is from the annotation of a GenBank genome assembly.
AUGGGCGAUUUAAGACAACUUGAUGGUAGAGAUGAUUUUAAAGAAGUUUGGCGUCGAACUGCCACAGAUAUCAAAAUUCGUACCUAUGCAACAAAAGAAGAUCUUGGUAAAAUAUUUGAAUUACCAUUAACCAUUCAACAACAAAUACUCUCAUUAUCCAAUAAUAUUAACUUUAAUUACGAGACCAUUCAUGUUAAUGGAAUACUUUACAAUUUAACUUAUGUUGUAUUAUUUCAUCAAGGAGAACAAAAUUUAAUUGGUAUACAUGAAUAUUAUUAUCUUAAAACUACUAGAAAACUCGUUGGCGUAACAAUCGGGGCUGGUGCUUUGAUUGGUGCAAUAUGUUAUUAUUUUGGUAGUAUAGGUGAACGCACAUCUUCUUUAACUGAAUAUAUUCAAGAAAUUACAAUGCAAUUAUUGAUCAAACAUUUACAAGAUGUGCUGGCAUGUUUUUCACUACAGCUAAUUUUUAUGAUUUGA